Hippocampus zosterae (dwarf seahorse) is the source of this 2012-nucleotide messenger RNA. It is a transcript of the gene oat, whose product is annotated as ornithine aminotransferase. The record is from RefSeq and is a predicted model, not a curated record. NCBI's taxonomy places the organism in Eukaryota, Metazoa, Chordata, Actinopteri, Syngnathiformes, Syngnathidae. Gene Ontology annotation, molecular function: L-ornithine transaminase activity; pyridoxal phosphate binding; identical protein binding. Bases 177 to 1502 code for a protein of 441 amino acids. The transcript has 10 exons. Gene Ontology annotation, cellular component: cytoplasm.
UGUGACGUCACGUUUAGUAUAUUUCCAUGCUUGACAAGGACUCGCACACCGAAAUCUGACCUGCUCUAACGCCGAACAUCGGAUAAAAACCCAAGCCCCAAGCCCCACAGACACACGACACGCCCCAAGACGCUCCCGAACUACAUUUCACCUUGUUCUGACGCAACCACACCAGGAUGAGGUCACUGAUUUUCCAGUUGGGUCGCAGCCUGAGGAGCUCGGCGCCGCUCGGCGCCCUCCGUGGGGUCCACUCGGCGGCGAGUCCCGGCGUCACGCGCAAGAUGGAACAGGCGCUCACCCCCGAGGAGAUUUACGCCCGCGAGGAGAAGUACGGCGCGCACAACUACCAUCCCCUGCCUGUGGCGCUGCAGCGAGGCGAGGGAAUCUUUGUUUGGGACGUUGAAGGCAGCCGCUACUUUGACUUCCUGAGCGCCUACAGCGCCGUCAAUCAGGGCCACUGCCACCCCAAGAUCAUUGCAGCCCUCACCGCCCAAGCCUCCACGCUCACGCUGACCUCCCGAGCUUUCUACAAUGACGUGCUGGGCGCCUACGAGGAGUACGUCACCACCAUGUUUGGCUAUGACAAGGUCUUACCCAUGAACACCGGUGUGGAAGGCGGCGAGACGGCCUGCAAGCUGGCUCGGAAGUGGGCCUACAAUGUGAAGGGAGUCCCCAAGAACAAAGCCAAAAUUAUUUUUGCCGAUGGAAACUUCUGGGGCCGCACCCUGGCAGCCAUCUCCAGCUCUACUGACCCCAGCAGCUACGAAGGCUUUGGCCCUUUCAUGCCCGGAUUUGACCUGGUCCCCUUCAACGACAUUCCCGCACUUGAGAAAGCCCUGCGAGACCCGCACGUCGCCGCUUUCAUGGUGGAGCCCAUCCAGGGCGAGGCGGGCGUGCUGGUGCCCGACGACGGCUACCUGACCCAGGUCCGAGAGCUGUGCACACGGCACAACGUGUUGUGGAUCGCCGACGAGGUGCAGACAGGUUUGGCGCGUACCGGGCGGCGUCUGGCCGUGGAUCAUGAGCAAGCACGUCCGGAUAUUGUCAUUCUGGGAAAAGCGCUUUCGGGAGGAGUUUACCCUGUCUCUGCGGUGCUGUGCGACGAUGAGGUCAUGCUGACCAUCAAGCCCGGGGAGCACGGGUCCACGUACGGCGGGAACCCCGUCGCCUGUCGGGUGGCCAUCGCUGCCCUCGAGGUAUUGGAGGAGGAGAAGCUGGCAGAGAACGCCGAGCGGCUGGGACGGCUGCUGCGCUCGGAGUUAAGGAAGCUGCCGUCCGACAUUGUGACCGCGGUGCGGGGCAAGGGCCUACUCAACGCCGUCGUCAUCAAACAAACCAAAGAAUACGACGCGUGGAAGGUGUGCCUGCGCCUCCGCGAUCACGGCCUGCUGGCGAAGCCCACCCACGGCGACAUCAUCCGCCUGGCCCCGCCCCUUACCAUCAACGAGCCUCAGCUGAGAGAGUGCAUCGACAUCAUCCACAGAACCGUCGCGGCGCUCUAAAAAGUCCAACUAGCAGCCAUGUGGCUUUGCUUUCGUUUUCGGUGAGUCGUGCCCCCCUUUUUUUCUUUUUGUCCCCCCCAACCCUCAUUACGUUUUUACGGGCGCAAGGGCAGGAAAAGAGGUCAAGUGAAUUCCAUUCCUUCCACCGUAUGAACAUCUAUUUAAAUGAAAACAUUUUUGCACAAUGAUAAUGCCACCUAGUGGUGUUGAAGACCUGCUGUUCUAAUUCAUUGUUUAAAAUAAAAUUGAAAAAUAUUUUACUACUUGUCCUUCAAAGAUUGAAACGGCGGCAUGAACCUGAAAGUUUUUUGGGGACUAUGAAGGUGUGCAAGGGGUGCACACAGAAGCACGUCGAGGAGCAGAAUUUAAAAGUUGUUUUUCUUGAAUAGUCAUCUCAUUCUGGUGGAUGGCGCUUUUAAGUGAGCAGAACAAGGGUUGCAUCUUACUUUCUUUUCCAAAGCCAGGCUUUGUUAUGUGCAAGGAAAAAAAUGCAAUAAAUUAUUGCAGCCA